AUGUUGCAAACAUACACAGUCAAAUCACCUUUACAACCACCAUACACCGGCCCAUUUCAGGUGCUGAGUAGAAAUAAGCAUACUGUGGACAUAAUGUACAAUGGUGUUCCGACAAGGGUAUCGACUGAACGUGUCAGGCCAACAUGGGUUUUACCCUCUCCGACCUCUGAUACCACGCCUGUACAUCAACACAUGAUGGACGCAGAGCAUACUGAAACACAGCUCAGCACAUUGUCUGAGACAGGUGAAACACCACCACAAACAACAACGUCACUGCCCACGGGACACCUGAUGCACACCAGAGCUGGCCGUCGAAUAAAAUUCAAGUGUUAA
This is a messenger RNA of Schistocerca nitens (vagrant locust), 333 nucleotides long. RefSeq lists its product as uncharacterized. NCBI's taxonomy places the organism in Eukaryota, Metazoa, Arthropoda, Insecta, Orthoptera, Acrididae. The record is from RefSeq and is a predicted model, not a curated record. The transcript has a single exon. The coding region runs from base 1 to 333 and encodes 110 amino acids.